UCAGCGCGUCGGAAUCGCUGGCUGUGCGUAUGCGCGUAUGGAACUGCUCGGGCGUUGCCUCGGUCGUCGUCGCGACCGGUGGUGGCAAGCAACCGGUCAUGAUCAACGCCGACACCGAUACAAUGACGGACGUAUGCGUGUACGAGCUUUGGUCGGGACCCAGCGGCGUGAUGUCGGGCUCGAUGCAAGUGAGCGUGACGGUCGUGGACGCUUUCUUCGGGUGGACGUCCGUAGAAAUGACGGCAACGUCGACGACCCACGGUGCAUCGUCGGCAACGGUGACGAUGACGGCGCUGCAGUGGCUUCCGAACACGGCGCCGAUGCAGAUCUUGCUCCCGACCGUCCGCCUGGAGACGUUCGAGGACGAAAUGGUGUUCUUGGCAACGAGCGCCAUUACGCGUCCGAUUCAGCUCCCGUCCGACUACGUUUUGACGCUGCUCGAGGUCGUGACCAACGGCGUGUGGAUCCAAGGCAUCUGUGGUCCGUGUGACAACACGAGUGUGAUGGGAGCCUUCACGAAGCAGUUUGAUGGGCGCUGGUCGGGCGUCAUUGGCGUCGUACCGUCCCAGCAUUACAACGGCGAGAUCGAGUUUUACGUGGAUGUGUCGUUGCAGAGUCCGAUCUUGGGUCAUCGACCGAUGCUGUACCGGCAACCGUACCAGGUCGACAUCAUCGGUGUUGCCACCGUGCCGCAACUGUCGCUUGCACCGAUGAACACGACGAUCGAGUACGGCAAGUCGGCGUCGAUCUGGGCCAGCGCGUCGAGCCGCGACGCGUCCGAGGCAGUGCGCAUGGAACUGCGUCCGCACGGGUGUGACAGCAACGCAAAUGUGACGGCGAACGGCGCGCCGGUGCCUCUGACGUGGACCUCGGCGGGCGACUGCGUCUACGCCAUCAGUGACAUGGCCAAUGUGACUGGCAACUCGGUGGUGGUUGCGACGAGUAUCGCGAUGCCGGUCGGGUUCUUUGGUCUGGCGUGGUUUGACGUCGUGGCGACAAGUGCGGACGGGGCAGCGCGAGCCGAGAUUGCGAGUCCCGUGUCGUUUGUGUGGCUGCCCAACCCGGCCGUGAUGUACGAGGCGGCGGUGACGCGACACCUGGAGGUGUUUGGCGGCGUGGCCGUGGACGUUAGCUUGGACGACAUCCGGUCGCAGGUCAACGCGUCGAUGGACGACUAUGUGAACCUGGGCUUUGAGAUUCUGGCGGCAGAUGCGCGGGCUACUGCGUCCGUGUUCACAGUGAGCCGUGGUAACGGCAUCACGGAGCUGUCGCUCAACGAGAGCCGUGGGUCGUUCGUGUUUACGGACUUUGCUGAUGACGUGCGCGCCGGUGUGGUGCCGGUGACCCACUUUCAUGGCCUGUUGUCGUUCGUCUUGCGCGGGUACUAUGGCAGUCCCGAGUUUGGUGCACCGCCGGUCGUCUACGGCGUACAGUACGAGGUGCAGGUGUGGCCGACGGCCGAGUUGCCCCUCCUCGUUACGGCCAACUCGUCCAUUGUUGCCGGCGACCGUGCGCAUCUCCACGUGUCGGCGCAAGUGUCGUAUUGGUUUGACCGAGACGACGACGACUUCAAGCUGCUGCUGCGCAUGCCGACCGACGCGUGCGACGGUGUGCAAGCGGUCCGAGCCAACGGUGUCGUGGCCAUACCGAAAUCGACGAGCUUUGGGUGUGCGUACGAUCUGACGUACUACAUUGUGUGGGAUCUGUCGGUGUCUGGGCCGGAGACGGCGCUAUUGCAGAGUCCACCGGUCGAGAUUGAGGUGCAAGCCAUUACGGGGUUUGCCGGCGCGAGCACGUACCAAGUGGUCUCGGUGUGGUCGCGACCGUCCCUUCAAGACAGCAACGUGCAGACCGUGGUCGCCGAAGCCGUCGACACGGUGGUCGUGACGUGGCAACCGAGCAUGAACACGAUCGAGCUGCUCCCGGUGGUGAUCGAGCGCUCGGCGUU
Saprolegnia diclina VS20 is the source of this 1948-nucleotide messenger RNA. RefSeq lists its product as hypothetical. The annotation marks the transcript as partial. The transcript has a single exon. Lineage: Eukaryota; Oomycota; Saprolegniomycetes; Saprolegniales; Saprolegniaceae. The record is from RefSeq and is a predicted model, not a curated record.